UCCUCCAUUCACAAAAAAGUCCGAUAAUGGCUUGUUUAAAGGCGGUAACUGGUGGUUGGUUACUGGUCGUGACGAUGUUUUGGGUGGCGUCAAAGUCAAAAACCUCAGCCAGUGUGGACUGUGUGACCGUGACCACCCUCAUAUCAACAUGCUCCGCUUUUGUAACAUAUGGGUCCCCUGACCCGUAUCCGGGGUCCCCUUGUUGUGAUGCGGUAUCUAGCCUCAAUAACCUCGGCGACUCAGAAGAAAACAAGCGAGCGUUAUGUAUGUGCAUGAUGGGCGUUAUUACUACUUACAAUCCAAAUGCCACCGCCAUUGCUACCUUACCCGGUUUCUGUGGCGUUUCACUCGGUUUUACCAUCGAUCCGAACACCGAUUGCAACUAG
This is a messenger RNA of Helianthus annuus (common sunflower), 386 nucleotides long. RefSeq names its product putative non-specific lipid-transfer protein 14. Gene Ontology annotation, cellular component: membrane. Gene Ontology annotation, molecular function: lipid binding. Lineage: Eukaryota; Viridiplantae; Streptophyta; Magnoliopsida; Asterales; Asteraceae. The transcript has a single exon. The record is from RefSeq and is a predicted model, not a curated record. The coding region runs from base 27 to 386 and encodes 119 amino acids. Gene Ontology annotation, biological process: lipid transport.